Messenger RNA from Nakaseomyces glabratus, 351 nucleotides. It is a transcript of the gene RFA3, whose product is annotated as Rfa3p. Gene Ontology annotation, cellular component: nucleus. Gene Ontology annotation, biological process: DNA replication; DNA repair; DNA recombination. Gene Ontology annotation, molecular function: DNA binding. The record is from RefSeq and is a predicted model, not a curated record. NCBI's taxonomy places the organism in Eukaryota, Fungi, Ascomycota, Saccharomycetes, Saccharomycetales, Saccharomycetaceae.
AUGGCCAGUGAAACUCCUCGUAUUGAUCCCAGUGAAAUCACAAGCAACACAUCCCCAGUGUUUAGGAUAAUAGCACAGGUUAAAUCGCAACCGAGUGAGAACACGCUGAUACUAGCAUCUCCUACCACUGGGGGCGAGAUGAUCACGCUCGAUAGCGUGCGGGUGUCUAUGAACAAGACCUUUGACGUGGACUCUUGGUAUGAGUUUGUAUGCAGGUCAAGCGACAACGGUGAUGUCGGUUUCCUAGUGUUGGAUGCUGUCAAGUGCGUGCUUAAUGAAAACGAAGAGAUCAGUGUCAAUGGUAUAAUAGCCCUGCAACAGCUGACCAAAAAAUUUCCGGAAAUAUACUAA